Artibeus jamaicensis (Jamaican fruit-eating bat) is the source of this 2856-nucleotide messenger RNA. RefSeq names its product transmembrane ascorbate-dependent reductase CYB561. The record is from RefSeq and is a predicted model, not a curated record. Gene Ontology annotation, cellular component: lysosomal membrane. Lineage: Eukaryota; Metazoa; Chordata; Mammalia; Chiroptera; Phyllostomidae. Gene Ontology annotation, molecular function: oxidoreductase activity. The coding region runs from base 290 to 1042 and encodes 250 amino acids. The transcript is spliced from 6 exons.
ACGCGUUGGAGCACGUCCGGCCCCGGGCAAGACCCUGCCUGACCUUCAUGGUGUCGUCGGCUUCCCGGCCAAGCAACCACCACUGCCCGGUCGCCAUGACGACGCCUUGACUCCGUGGGCGGCGCGACUCGCAGAACCAGCUGAGCAGCCCGGGCGCGGCGUACGGGCGCCGGUGGGCGGUGCGGCGGGAACGAGCUCGGGGCCCGGCGCCUGGCCAGGUAGGCGGUCCAGGCCGGUGGGGGCGCGGAGUCCGGGCGAGGCGUGUAGGGGGCCCAGCUGCCACCUCAGCAUGGAAAGCCCUGCCAGCCCCAGCACUGGAGCGCUGCCCUACUAUGUGGCUUUCUCCCAGCUGCUGGGCCUGACUGUGGUGGCUGUGACUGGCGCUUGGCUCGGCCUGUACCGGGGCGGCAUUGCCUGGGAGAGCGCCCUGCAGUUCAAUGUGCACCCCCUGUGCAUGGUCAUAGGCCUGGUCUUCCUGCAAGGAGACGCCCUGCUGGUUUACCGCGUCUUCAGGAAGGAGGCCAAACGCACCACCAAAGUCCUGCACGGGCUGCUGCACGUCUUCGCACUUAUCACCGCCCUGGUGGGCCUGGUGGCGGUGUUCGACUACCACAGGAAAAAGGGCUACGCGGACCUCUACAGCUUGCACAGCUGGUGUGGCAUCCUCGUCUUCAUUCUCUACUUUGCCCAGUGGCUGGUGGGCUUUAGCUUCUUCCUGUUCCCGGGAGUCUCGUUCUCCCUGCGGAGCCGAUACCGCCCCCAGCACAUCUUCUUCGGCGCCUUCAUCUUCGUCCUCUGUGUGGGCACAGCCCUGCUGGGCCUGAAGGAGGCGCUGCUGUUUAAACUCGGGGCCAAGUACAGCACGUUCGAGCCCGAGGGCGUCCUGGCCAACGUGCUGGGCCUGCUGCUGGUCGGCUUUGGCGUGGUCGUGCUCUACAUCUUGACUCGCGCCGACUGGAAGCGCCCCCGCCAGGCCGAAGAACAGGCGCUCUCCAUGGACUUCAAGACACUGACGGAGAGUGACAGCCCCAGCUCCCAGUGACAGGCUGUGCUGGGUCUGCGGGGAGGGAGGGCCCACCUGUGGGGGCCUCCUUGAGCCCUGAGGCUGCGGGUGGAUUCGGCUCCGAGGUGCUGGCCAGAGCGGGGCGGGGUGGGGGGUGGCGGUGCGCCGCUCUGAGCAGGGAUUUCCGGGCUGUGGGGCUUGGCCACCUCUGCUUCCCCCUCCUUGCUGCUGCUUUGGUGUCCUGUUAGUCAUGUGCAGACCCCUGCCUGUGUUGUCCCUGUCACUCCCUCAAAUGGAGCAGCUUUGCACAGGCGUUUGGGGGGGGUCAGGCCUGGUCACAGAAACUCAGACCCUAAAGUAGAUAGAGAGCACCCCCUCCCCACACUGUCGAGGCAGUGGGUGCUGGGCCAAGUCCAAGGGCUGUGGCAGAAACCUGGGGUCCCAGCAACAGGCCUGGCAAAGUCAAGACUUGCUUUGUGGGACUGAAUUCAAACCAGGAGUUGCACGAGCCUGGGUGACACGUGGUCUGAAUGGGCCGGGCCUCCGGCAGUGGAGCAAGUGAUGUUAUGUGUAAACUAUGUUGGCGUUCAGAGCUGGGUCCCCCCGGCAGACGGGAGGGACUGGCCCCUGGGAAGCUCUGGAGAUGUGGCUUUGGCCCAGCUGUGCUCUUGAGCCUUCCCUUCCUUUAACUCUUUGGCCCCUGGACGACUUUUCUGGGUGAGGGGAUGGGGCACAGGGCCUCAGACGCACCUGCCCUCGGCAGCUGGAGAAGGAGGAGGGGCUCCCUGUGCAGGCCGGUGUGGGUGGCGGCUUACCUUGCGGCUGGGCCUGUGGUUCCCAUGGUCCCCACCCUCACAAGCCAGGGCAGGCCCUGCUCUGACCAGAGGAUGAUGACACAAAGCUUCUUUAAAAUGAAAAGCCGCUCCACUUGCCCCCUUCCACUCUUCCGAUGGGGAGGGCGGGGCGGGCUGCUUUCUUCUGUUCAGGAGGACAGCCGCCCCCGCCCUCCCUGACAGGGCCCUUCUCUGCGGGACGUUGGGACUGAGUCCGAAUCACACUGUUCCCCCAACCCCACACGUGUGCUCUGUUGUCAGCUGAGUCACUGCUUGGCUUCAGCUUAGAAAUAACAGGGUCAUGUCAUUGACCUUGUGUGUCUUGGACUUGGCGAACGCUCUCUCCUUGUUUUCCUUGUUUUCUGGGCUUUGAGGAGCAUGACACAGUUCAAGACACGCAGCUGAAGUAAAUGAAGAAAUGAGUAACAUUUCCAAAUCUGACCAUCCUUUUUUUUUAACGAUUGCCUUUUUCACAGCUCCACGCUACCUUAGAGAAAGGGUCUAGUCUCCUCUGCCGCUGGGAUCUUUAAUGCUCAGCGUUGGCCCUGGGGCCUGCCUCAGGCCAUUGUGCUUCUCAGCAGGUGGCUGUGGUCCAGCACCCUUCUCCUCGGGGCGCCCGGCUGCCCAGCCUCUCUGGGCUCCCCUGCAGCUCGCCUGACGAGGGUGUUGGCUCGGUUAGACUGUGCGCUCGGCAGGGGUGUCAUCGAUUCUUUCGUCACCCAGCACACACUUGUGCAAUCCAAUGUUUACACAUGAGAAAGCUCCACCUUACACAAACUACAAAGUACAAUCGUGGGUCCCCUUUGCCAGAAUGCCACAUAGAGAAAGGGAAACCUCAGGUUUGCAAUAAAAGUCUGUCGACCCAUCUGUUUACCAUAGUGGAUGUUGGAUGACUAAGCAGCUAAAAAGCCUCAGAAAGCUGAUCUGUGGUGGUUUAUUUUAUUUUGCCUGUGACCAGUCUUUUCUGAAACGUAAUGUAGUGUUGAUGCAACAGAUGAUUUAAUAAAUGUCUGCAGCAGA